AUGCAGACCGCCUUAUACGAUGAGUCCAUCAUUCAGAUCUCAGCGACAAAUCCUCUCUCCUACCAGGAGUACUCUGGCGCGGGCACCGUCACCGCCGGCUUCCAGAGACAUUCCGUGGUUCACAUGCAGUAUGAUAAGGUCAUCCGCACUCCGGGCGGUCAACCGUCGCCCCAGCCUACGCAUCUGGGUAUUCCAGGCGGCACGCACCGCGUGUUGUCGGAGGAAGGGCCGGGGUAUGUUGCGGCGAAGUUUGAGGGGAAGAAGAAGCAGAUGGAGGCUGCUAUGACAUUAUGGACCAGCUCGAGGAGAAGGGAUUCAUCCCGAUCGAAUUCGUCUCGUCGGAAACAACUGGUUCUACAACAUGCUUGGCAUCGACGACAUGUACUUCAAACCGAGACGUCGACGCCAUCGUCAGCCAUAUCCUCUCCCUCUACGCCGCCAAGGUGGCCGCAUAUGCCCGUGAUGAUUAAGCGUCUGGAGAUCAGGUUGGAUAAGGAGGCUGCCGACCACGCUGUCUACAUCGACACUAGCAAGCCUGGAAUAAGCGCCAUCGACGGGCCGCGGUAUGAACAGCGCAUCGACGAGAAAUACAUCAAUGGCUCCACCCCGAAGAACGCCUAUCGUGUGGAAACUUUCCGUUCCGCCAGCUCCCUUCCAGAUAACCAUGAGCAGCAGCUGCGUUGCUACUUCGUCUACAAGUGUCACUUCAGCGAGCCGCAUCCGGACCCGGAGGAGACGAAUAUUGAAAUUGUGGGUGAGAAGCGCUUCUUGCAAAAGGCUACCGCCAACACAAAGGCCAUCUACCAGGAGAUCAUUAUCAAUGCUGUGGCUAGAUCUGGCCCUGUCAUUGAGAUGUUUGAGAUUGAAGGCAGCCGUGAAAAGAGACUGGUGAUCGCGUACCGCCAGGGUUCCGCUAUGGGCAUGUUCAGCGCCCUGUCUGACCUCUACCACUACUACCGCCUUACAAGCUCGCGGAAGUACCUAGAGAACUUCUCCAAUGGUAUCACUGUAGUCUCUCUCUACCUGAAACCCAUGGAAGGCGCAGAAAUCUCCGGGAAAUACCCACCCAUCGAAGCUGCGAUCCAUCAGAUCAUGAAGGAGAUCUCCUUGCUGUACUGCAUUCCUCAAAACAAGUUCCAGAGCCAUUUCGCCAGUGGCCGUCUUAGCUUACAAGAAACUAUCUACGCCCACUGCGUAUGGGUGUUCGUGCAGCAGUUCCUGAACCGCCUGGGAUCCGAAUACACCUCCCUAACCGCCCUCCUCGAUUCGAGCAAUAGCUCACACGCUGAGCUCCUUUCAAAGAUCAAGAAGAGACUUCGUACCGAAACCUUCACCUCAGACUAUAUCCUUGAGAUCAUCAACAAAUACCCCCAACUCAUCCACAAGCUGUACCUUGAUUUCGCCACAACGCAUUACGUUCAGAUGGUUGAGGGAGUGCCCGAUGACUUCCUCCCCACGCUCAGCUACUUGCGUCUGCAGGUAGAUGAGCCCCUGGACCACGACCGCCUCGACGAGCUGAUCUCCAAAACCGUGGUCAGCGAGAAUGACGAGAUGGUCAUGAACUCGUUCCGUGUCUUCAACGCUGCGGUUCUCAAGACUAACUUCUACACCCCAACCAAAGUCGCUCUCAGUUUCCGUCUCAACGCGGAUUUCCUGCCCGAACACGAAUACCCCCAGCGCCUGUACGGAAUGUUCCUUAUCAUUAGCUCUGAGUUCCGCGGCUUCCAUCUCCGUUUCCGCGAUAUCUCCCGUGGCGGUAUCCGGAUAGUCAAGAGUCGUGACAAGGAAGCCUAUGCCAUCAAUGCCCGCUCGCUAUUUGAUGAAAAUUACAACCUGGCCAAUACCCAGCAGCGGAAGAACAAGGAUAUCCCCGAAGGCGGCGCCAAGGGUGUUAUCCUGCUCGACGUCAACCAUCAGGACAAGGCGAGAGUGGCCUUUGAGAAAUACAUCGACAGUAUCCUCGACCUGCUCCUCCCGCCCGCCAGCCCUGGUAUCAAAGACCCCAUCGUCGACCGCCACGGACAGGAUGAGAUCCUCUUCAUGGGUCCUGAUGAGAACACUGCUGAGCUGGUCGACUGGGCAACUCACCAUGCGCGAAAGCGGGGUGCCCCCUGGUGGAAGUCCUUCUUUACAGGCAAGAGCCCCAAACUCGGCGGUAUCCCCCAUGACAGAUAUGGUAUGACCACCUUAUCCGUCCGCCAGUACGUGCUCGGCAUCUACCGCAAGACAGGCAUCGACCCAUCCACAGUCCGCAAAAUGCAAACCGGCGGACCCGAUGGCGACCUCGGCUCCAACGAAAUCCUCCUCGGGAACGAGAAGUACUGCGCCAUCGUCGAUGGGUCUGGCGUCCUGGUCGACCCGCAGGGCCUCGACCGCGACGAGCUCGUCAGACUAGCCAAGAAGCGCGCCAUGAUUGUCCACUAUGAUGCAUCCAAGCUAUCCCCUGAGGGCUACCGUGUUCUCGUCGACGAGACCAACGUAACCCUCCCGGACGGCGAAGUCGUCCACAACGGCACCGUCUUCCGCAACACCUUCCACCUCCGCGGUGGGCGGGCCUUUGACAUCUUCGUCCCCUGCGGCGGGCGCCCGGAGUCCAUUGACCUCAGCAACGUCAGCAAACUGAUCGAGAACGGCAAAGCCGUUAUCCCCUACAUUGUCGAGGGCGCCAACCUCUUCCUAACCCAGGAUAGCAAGAUCCGCCUGGAAAAAGCCGGCUGCGUCCUCUUCAAAGACGCCUCCGUCAACAAGGGUGGCGUCACCUCUUCAUCCCUCGAGGUCCUCGCCUCCCUAUCCUUCGACGACAAGGGCUUCGAGGAUCACAUGUGCGUGCGCGAGGACGGGACCAUCCCGCCAUUCUACGACGCGUACGUGCGCGAGGUCCAGGAGACCAUCCAGCGCAACGCGCGCUUGGAGUUCGAGGCCAUCUGGCGCGAGCAUGAGGAGACUGGGAUGCCGCGCAGUAUGAUCAGUGAUAAGCUUAGUCUUGCGAUUACGAAGCUGGAUGAGGAGUUGCAGGAGACGGAGCUGUGGGAUAAUACGGUUUUGAGAGAGGAUGUGCUGCGGGAUGCGUUGCCGAAGCUUUUGUUGGAGAAGAUUGGACUGGAGACGAUUUUGGAGAGGGUCCCAUCCAACUACCUCCGCUCCAUCUUCGGCAGCUACCUUGCCAGCCGCUUCGUCUACGAGUACGGCAGCAGCCCGAGCCAGUUUUCUUUCUUCGAUUUCAUGUCCAAGAGAACCGCGAAGCUCAUAGAUCGACAGAAAUGA
Messenger RNA from Blastomyces gilchristii SLH14081, 3264 nucleotides. Its product is annotated as NAD-specific glutamate dehydrogenase. NCBI's taxonomy places the organism in Eukaryota, Fungi, Ascomycota, Eurotiomycetes, Onygenales, Ajellomycetaceae. The coding region runs from base 1 to 3264 and encodes 1087 amino acids. The record is from RefSeq and is a predicted model, not a curated record. The transcript is spliced from 5 exons. Gene Ontology annotation, molecular function: L-glutamate dehydrogenase (NAD+) activity. Gene Ontology annotation, cellular component: mitochondrion.